This is a messenger RNA of Centruroides sculpturatus (bark scorpion), 1038 nucleotides long. Its product is annotated as adenosine deaminase-like. NCBI's taxonomy places the organism in Eukaryota, Metazoa, Arthropoda, Arachnida, Scorpiones, Buthidae. Gene Ontology annotation, molecular function: adenosine deaminase activity. The record is from RefSeq and is a predicted model, not a curated record. Gene Ontology annotation, cellular component: cytosol; external side of plasma membrane. Gene Ontology annotation, biological process: inosine biosynthetic process; negative regulation of adenosine receptor signaling pathway; hypoxanthine salvage. The coding region runs from base 370 to 1038 and encodes 222 amino acids. The transcript is spliced from 7 exons.
AUUUAAACAGGGAACUGUAUUGUUUUAAUUAGUAUAAUAAGAGUUUUGAAUAUCUCAGGUUGUUAGUUGUUUUAAAUACAAUAUGCUUAUUUAGAACAGUUGAAGAUUGAACUUCAUAUUCAUCUAGAUUGUUCUAUUCGAAUUACAACUAUAUGGGAUUUAUUACAAAAGAAAAAAUUAUAUCCAGAAUAUAAAACAUUGGAAGAACUUACUAAAGUUUGCCUUAUUACUAAACCGAGCUGUCUGAAGAAUUUCCUUAAACCUUGUGAAAUUAUUAUUUCUGCAAUUUCUGGUGAUCCAGAAGCAUUAGAAAGAAUAGCCUAUGAAUUAUGUGAAGAUGAAGCAAAAGAAGGUGUAUUAUAUUUUGAAAUGCGUUUUUCUCCACAAUUAUGUUGUUCUUCGCCAAAUCAAGAAUCAAAUUUAUCUGCUGAAGAAGUUUUAAAUUCUGUUAUUAAAGGCAUGAAUAAAGGUCAAAAAGAUUUUAAUAUCAAAACAAAAAUUAUAUUAUGUUGCAUCCGAGGCCAUCCAGAAUGGUCUCAAGAAGUUUUGGAUUUAUGUGAAAAAUAUCAAAAUGAUGGAGUAGUGGGAAUAGAUAUUGCAGGUGAUGAAGCACAGGAACUUGCAUCUCCAACUGAUAUAGAAAUUUAUAAAAAGGCAAAAGAACUUGGAAUUCAUCGUACAGUUCAUGCAGGGGAAGCAGGACCUGCAUCAAAUGUAUCUAUAGCUAUACAUGAAAUGUAUACAGAGAGAAUUGGUCAUGGCUACCACAUUUUAGAGGAUGAAGCAAUUUAUGAAAAUGCUCUUUCAUCAGGGAUACAUUUUGAAAUUUGUCCAUAUUCAAGUUAUUUAACAGGAUCAGUUUCUCCAGAAAUUACACAUCCAGUUGUGAGAUUUGCAGAAGAUAAUUUAAGUUUUUCAAUAAAUAAAGAUGAUACAACUUUAAUUGGGAAAACUUUAGAUGAAGAAUAUGACUUACUUAGAAAAAUUGGCUUGAAAGAAGUUCACUUUACACGAGCUGUAAGUUUAAUAAUUACUUAA